Molecule: messenger RNA, 645 nt
Organism: Xyrauchen texanus (razorback sucker)
Lineage: Eukaryota; Metazoa; Chordata; Actinopteri; Cypriniformes; Catostomidae
Product: peptidyl-prolyl cis-trans isomerase A-like
Exons: 6
Coding region: 73-642 (189 amino acids)
Biological process (GO): protein peptidyl-prolyl isomerization; protein folding
Molecular function (GO): peptidyl-prolyl cis-trans isomerase activity
Source: RefSeq, a predicted model, not a curated record
GUGAGCAGCUCCGUUAACAUUGGACUGCUUCAUGCAUGUCUCGGUUAAUGUGUUUUCAACACUACAGAAAGAAUGUUGCAGAUGAAAAAUCGUUUGAAAUAUUGCUCUGCUGCCAUUGCUGCGAACAGACUUGUUUCUGGAGCGGCUAAGAACCCCGUUGUGUUUAUGGAUAUUGAAGCUGACGGACAGUUAAUUGGAAGAAUUAUUAUUGAGCUUUAUGCUGAUGUGGUUCCCAAAACGGCAGAAAACUUCAGGGCUCUCUGUACAGGAGAGAAUGGCUUUGGAUAUAAAGGCUCAGUGUUCCACAGAAUCAUUCCUGAAUUCAUGUGUCAGGGUGGAGAUUUCACUAAUCAUAAUGGCACCGGUGGAAAGUCUAUUUAUGGAAAGAAAUUUAAAGAUGAGAAUUUCAAGCUGAAACACACUGGACCAGGUGUAUUGUCAAUGGCAAACUCUGGGCCAAACACAAAUGGAUCACAGUUUUUCAUCUGCACUGCAAAAACAGAAUGCCUUGAUGACAAGCAUGUUGUGUUUGGUGAGGUCAGAGAGGGCAUGGAGACCGUCUAUCUAAUGGAGUCUUAUGGCUUACAUGAUGGAGGAACUGUAAAGAAGAUUGUCAUUACAGACUGUGGAGAAAUCAAGUGAUCG